This is a messenger RNA of Trypanosoma cruzi, 2715 nucleotides long. RefSeq names its product trans-sialidase, putative. Gene Ontology annotation, molecular function: exo-alpha-sialidase activity. Lineage: Eukaryota; Euglenozoa; Kinetoplastea; Trypanosomatida; Trypanosomatidae. The record is from RefSeq and is a predicted model, not a curated record. Bases 1 to 2715 code for a protein of 904 amino acids. The transcript has a single exon.
AUGCUCUCACGUGUUGCUGCAGUCAUGGCACCCCGCACACACAACCGUCGCCGCGUGACCGGAUCCAGCGGAAGGAGGAGGGAAGGAAGAGAGAGUGAGCCGCAGAGGCCCAACAUUUCCCGGCGUGUGUUUACUUCCGCGGUGCUGCUCCUCCUUGUCGUCGUGAUGAUGAUGUGCUGCAGCACUGGUGGAGGUGCACAAGCUGCUGAGGUGGAUCAGUCGUCUAAUCCACGGUUUCAAUGGAAGGACAUCAAGAGUGAGGGUGGUGUAACUGUGGACUCGUUGGGUGUUCCCGGCCUUCUAAAAGUGGGGAGUGGCGUAUUUGUCGUUGCCGAGGCGCAGUGCAAAAAGGAUGGAAACAGCGGCUUUAGUGGCAUUGUAUCCCAACUUCUCACGGAAACAGAGGAUAACGAGCCGAAGGAAGUGCUGAAGGAAGCCAAAAAGGAUACACAAGUUCUGGAGGAAGUUACUUCUGCAAAGGAGGAGAAGAGAGUAAAUGUGAGCCGACCAACAGCAGUUGUGGAGGGAAGUAAUAUUUACAUGCUUGUUGGAAAACACAGCCAUGGAGAUCUCGCUGAAUGUAAGGCUGGGACUGAGAAGAUCAAAUCGGAAAUAUUGCUGGUGAAAGGGACAGUCAGUGGUGAUGAAGCAGAGAAAAAAAUCCGCUGGAACGAUACUGACGGUCUCCCGUGCACUCUGGGCGAGGAACACAAAUCCCUGUCACAGCUGAUUCUUGGCGGUGGAUCGGGUGUUAAGAUGCAUGAUGAUACGCUUGUGUUCCCAGUGGAAGGCAAGAAGAAGAAGGAGAAGGAGGAGAAAGAUGUGAAAACCGUUUCACUGAUCCUAUACUCGAAGGACUUUACGACUUGGACGCUGUCGAAGGGGAUGUCUGCCGAUGGCUGCAGUGUUCCCUCCGUCGUGGAGUGGGAGAAGGAAAAAAAACUCAUGAUGAUGACUGCGUGUGAUGAUGGCCCCCGCAGGGUGUACGAGUCCGACGACAAGGGGGAUUCGUGGACGGAGGCACUCGGGACACUCUCGCGCGUGUGGGGCAACAAACGGGAUAAAAAAGCGAAACUCGUUAGAAGCGGGUUCAUCACAGCGCGGACUGACGGGGUUGAAGAUAAGAGAACUGUGAUGCUCGUCACUCUGCCGGUCUACUCCAAAAAAGAGAAAAAUGGAAACAGCAAUGGAAAGGGUGUACUCCAUCUUUGGGUUACGGACAAUACGCACAUUGUUGAUAUUGGGCCGGUAUCCGGUGAUGAGGACGCUGCCGCCAGCUCCCUGUUGUACAGAAGUGGUAAAGAUGGUAAAAAUAAGAAGGAGUUGAUUGCACUGUACGAGAAGAAGAAGGGCGAUGAGAAAGAAACAUCACCCGGUAUGGUCUCUGUGAUUCUGACUGAGCAGCUGAAGCGUGUGAAGGAGGUGCUGAAGACAUGGAAUGAAGUGGACAAACGUGUCUCCAAGCUGUGCGCUUCUGAGAAUGCUAAGGAGGAUCCCUCACCUGCCACUGCCUGCGGCGCCGCCAUUCCGACGGAUGGGCUGGUUGGCUUUUUGUCCGGCAAGUUCUCUGAUGGCACAUGGAGGGACGAGUACCUCGGCGUGAACGCCACAGUAAAGAAGAAUGAUGGGGUGGAGAAAAAGGAAAAUGGCGUAACAUUUAAAGGGCGUGGUGCGUGGGCGGAGUGGCCCGUUGGCAGUCAAGGGGAGAAUCAGCUGUACCACUUUGCGAAUUACAACUUCACUCUUGUGGCGACAGUGUCCAUCCACGGUGAGCCGAAGGGAGAUACCCCCAUUUCUUUGAUGGGCGUGAAGACGAAUGGUGCUGAGAAUACAGUACUCCUGGGACUGUCGUACAGCAACAACGAGAAGAAAUGGAUGCUACUCUGCGGUGGCGGAACGAAGUCAGAGGAGCUUAGCAGCCCUUGGGAGCCAGGGAAAAAACACCAAUUGGCCAUUGUGCUACAGAACGGCAGCCAGGGCUCCGCGUACGUUGAUGGUCAGCGUUUGGGUGGGGAUGAACAAUGUGAAUUGAAAGUGACGGAACCGAACGAAAUCUCCCACUUCUACAUUGGAGGGGAUGGAGGCGGCGCAGGGAGCCAAGAAGGCGUGUCUGUGACCGUGACGAACGUCCUGCUGUACAACCGCCCGUUGAAUGAAGCAGAAAUUGUCGCCCUCAAACCCAAUAAAGACUCCACUUCACCUUUGGAAAAGAAUCCGUCGGAGCACUCAACAGUUUCUUCUACCUCCAUUAUAACUCCCAUAUCUCCGGUGUCCCCGAAUGCUCAGAAAACCGAAACUCCGUCUACUCCUGUCGGAACACAGCUGACGGAACAGGGACAGUCAAUGGGGAGCAGUAAAGGUGCGGGCAGUGGCGCUGCAUCCGCAUCAGCGGUGUCCACUGUCAGUAAUUCCUCAGCAGGAAAGGAGUCCGUAGUGCAGGUGACGUCAGGAACAUCUCCCGACGGGACUCAAACUGUGGGUGGCGGUUCUACUGCAGUUGGCGAGCCAACGAUGGAGACCCGAGAAGGAGGAACGAAUGGGCAGGAGGAGGAGGUUAAUCAACAGGUCAUGGAAGUAAAUACUACGGCGCUCAACAGCAGCCUCGGAAAUGUGUCGCAGGGGAAUAACAGUGAUGCUGGCACUAUGCGUGAGAGCGGACUGCUGCCAUCGCUGCUUCUUCUCCUGUUGGGAUUGUGGUGGUUUGCGGCUCUGUGA